Molecule: messenger RNA, 1251 nt
Organism: Coniosporium apollinis CBS 100218
Lineage: Eukaryota; Fungi; Ascomycota; Dothideomycetes
Exons: 1
Coding region: 1-1251 (416 amino acids)
Molecular function (GO): FAD binding
Source: RefSeq, a predicted model, not a curated record
AUGGCUGCAACAACAAGUCACAUUCUCGUUGUGGGUGGUGGUCCAGCUGGGGCUACGGCAGCUUUCUGGCUCGCUAGAGCUGGCUUCGAAGUUACCGUCGCUGAACGCUCAUCCGACAAGUUCACAUACGGCCAAGGAAUCGACAUUACUGGCCCAGCGAUUCCAAUCGUGCAAAAAAUGGGACUGUACGAGAGCAUCACAUCACAGACGACCGGGGAAAAGGGUUUCGCCAUUGUCAAUGACAGCAGCGACACUAUUGCUCACUUUGGGGCUGGAGCGGGCGCGACUCUUACUCAAGAAAUCGAGAUUAUGCGAGGCGACCUCGUAAGGAUUCUGGCCGAAGCUGCCGAUGCUUCUGACAAAGUCCACUACCGAUAUGGCUGCACCGUGUCCGAGAUCCAGCAAAGCGAAACACAUGUAACAGUCGUCCUGACCGAUAGCAAGAACGGCAAGACAGAAGAUUUUGCAGCAGUCAUCGGCGCUGACGGCUUGAAUUCCAAGGUUCGGCGCUUGGUGUUCGACAAUAAGAUUACAAAGGACUGCUACAUUGGCACCGAUCAGUACUGUGCCUAUUUCUCGAUGAAAGGAGAGCCAGAUGACGUGCCAAACUCUCGACUUCAGCACGCUCCAGGACGCCGAACAAUUCUGAUUCGUCCAACGGAGGUAGACUCGACCGACAGAUCUUCAUGUUACAUGGCAUAUUUCAAGUCCGGCGACAUGGAAAGCGCAGUAGGCCGACCCGUGGAAGAUCAGAAGGCUGUCUUAGCUGAGAUCUACGAAGAUUUUCCCGGUCGGCUUGGUAUCCGGGCUUUGCAAGGCAUGUGGAAUGCAAGGGACUUCUACUACAGUGAGACAGCGCAAAUCAAGCUUCCAACGUGGUCGAGUGGGCGCUGUGUCCUAGUCGGCGAUGCAGCAUAUGCUCCAUCUGCAGCAUCUGGUCAGGGAGUUGUGCUUGCCAUUCUCGGAUCAUACGUAAUUGCAGGAGAGCUAGCUGCGCGUCCGGACGAGCCUCACACCGCUUUCACUAGAUACGAGGAGCGACUGAGGCACUAUGUGAAAGAAUCCCAGUCCAUUCCUGUAGGAGGACUUGUGGCAAAGCUGGCUAUUCCCGAAACUUAUACUGGCAUACGUAUCUUGAGGUUUUUAUUCUGGCUGGCAGCCCAGAGCGGAGUGUGGAAAUGGUUCAAUAUCAAGCAGAACACAUUCGACUUGCCCAAGUACACAUUUGCUCUUGCUACAGACAAUAAAUAA